CGUCGUCCCAUCUGCAGAUUGAACAGUCAUGGCGUCACGCAAGAAAGUUCUGCUCAAGAUCAUCAUAUUGGGCGACUCCGGCGUCGGCAAGACGAGCUUGAUGGGUCAGUUCGUCAACAAACGCUUCAGCAACCAGUACAAAGCGACUAUCGGUGCAGACUUCCUGACGAAGGAGGUCAUGAUUGAUGACCGGCUCGUGACGAUGCAACUGUGGGAUACAGCGGGUCAGGAACGAUUCCAAUCGCUCGGCGUCGCAUUCUAUCGAGGCGCAGACUGCUGCGUCCUCGUCUACGACGUCAACUCCGCAAAGUCAUUCGAGACGCUAGACUCUUGGAGAGACGAAUUCUUGAUUCAGGCUUCACCAAGAGAUCCCGAUCAUUUCCCCUUCAUCGUGCUUGGCAACAAGAUUGACAUGGAAGACUCGAAACGAGUCGUAUCUCAGAAGAAAGCGAUGACCUGGUGUCAAGCCAAGGGCGGCAUUCCAUACUUCGAGACAAGCGCCAAGGAGGCCAUCAAUGUCGAGCAGGCGUUCCAAGCGGCCUGCAAGGGCGCACUGGCCGCCGAGAGCGAAGUCGACAUGUUUGCAGACUAUCCAGAUCCGAUUCAGAUCAACUCGACCAACGACCAAUACUCUGGCUCGAAGCAGCUUUCGGUGCUCGUCGAGAUUGCAAAGGCCCAUGUUGGCAUUGGCUGGACAGCAGUCGGCCAGCAUCAGCCCGUUCAGGAUCAUCAACCGAACUGCACGGUCCGCAUCAGCAAGACAUUGAGAGAAGAGCAAGCCAGUCUCGUCCCUGGCUGGACAGCCAGACCGUCAACGGGCAGCUCUCGAACCUUGAGCAUCGGCGGGCGCACACUGGCAGUGAGCAGACUGUGCCCACUGUCUGAACACACGGCGAUGGAGACCGAUGCGAUGCUCUGCGGUGGCAGCCAUGCAGCGCUCUCAGGAACCAACAUCAGACGAAGGGCCAGUCUCGAGAUACUCACGCCCAUCCGGUCAAGCAUAGGAUGUGCGGCCAGCAAGGUCGAGGAGGAUACACGAUCGGCCAAAAGAGCUCGACAUGCUACCACGUCGCUCACCUUGCCGAGCGAGGCUUUUGAUGCCGCCGCUUUCGAGUUCUUCAGACUAGAAGAAGCUGCACGAUCCUCACCUGGCGUCUGGACACCUUCUGGCUACACCGGAUUGUCGACACAGCCCAGCUCGCCGUUGGUUCACUCCAUCGGGAGGCCAAACAUGUCUGUCAAUAAGAUCGCGCAGGGAACCAAUCUACGCGAGCCUGUUGAUCCACCCACGCGCACACAGUCGUCAUCAUCCGAGUCCACAGCUUCCUCACGCUCAGAUUCAGCGCCUGGAUCCGCUCGAUCUGAUUCAUCUGUACCCACAUCCAUCAGCUCAGCCUCGCCCGCCCUCUCUUCUGACAAGCUUGCGAUCGCUUUGACAAGCAAAAGCGAGCCUGCGCAGGCUUACACCCACCAAUCGACAGAGUCAUAUCAGCAGGAAGAUGUCAGCGUGCCUGCCAACCUUCUUUUGCUCAAGGACAGCAUCGCGUUCGAUGACCUCGAUCAGGACUAUUGGAAUCGUUUUUACGACAAUGAAGACAGGCGGACUGCAGACAGACCUGUCGAUCAGACAACGGACAAGACUGAGCCUCCCGCACCCGCCGCAAACGCGCAUUCGCUCUACGAGAGCCUGGCAAGAUACCAAAGUGAACUGCAAGCACGCGUACCUGCCGCGACGCAACAAUGGCGCCAACAGCAAGUCUAUACACACAGUCGCCGGAACUCGCUGUCGGGUUCACAAGGACAGUCGCCGUCAGGCGAUCAGAAACCUGUCGUCUACGUUCAGAAAUCAGCCACGCCCGUCGUGCCUCAGCCUGCAACAAUACAAGCGAUGCAGACGUCGAGCAACGAACUCAAAUUAACUCCUCGCAAGAGCGCUUUGGGCCCCGUCACUAAAGCCAGAACGUAUCGCAAACAGACAUCCAAAGAUCUCGCUGUCGAGCCUUGCUCCAGUGUAUCAGACGAGCAGAUGCUCGAAGAGAUGCCAACCUUGCCGGACGAUGCCGACGAGGAGACCCGUCGCAAACAUUUCCUCGAGCGCAAUCGCAUCGCUGCGCUGCGCUCAAGACAGAAGAAGAAGGAAUUUAUAGGCGAUCUCGGCAAAAGGGCGGAUCAUCUCGCGAAACACAACGAUGCACUUCGCAAUCUCGUCGGAGAGCUCUUUAAGGAAUGCCAAGAGCUCAAAGCGCUUUACAACGAGCAUACCGAUUGCAUCAAAAGCCGCCAAGUUUAGUGGUUUGUAGCACGAAGAAAUCCGCAUUGUAGUCAGAACGCAUUGUAGAUCAGUACAACAGACAAUGAAAAAAGAAAGGUUGUAACAGCUAGGAAGCCGCACACAUACACACACGAAUGCAUACCGCCUGCUGAUGCGAUGAUGCGCGUUUCGGUCAUGUCACUUGCAGCACUGAGAUCGAACUGAUUCUGCGAUGGGCCACCGAUGACCCAUGGUGAGCAUGAUCUGACUGAGAUCCUCGAUGACGCGCUCGCGACCGUCUUG
Molecule: messenger RNA, 2554 nt
Organism: Mixia osmundae IAM 14324
Lineage: Eukaryota; Fungi; Basidiomycota; Mixiomycetes; Mixiales; Mixiaceae
Exons: 10
Coding region: 29-2290 (753 amino acids)
Biological process (GO): regulation of vacuole fusion, non-autophagic; regulation of DNA-templated transcription
Cellular component (GO): phagocytic vesicle; late endosome; fungal-type vacuole membrane
Molecular function (GO): DNA-binding transcription factor activity; GTP binding; GTPase activity
Source: RefSeq, a predicted model, not a curated record